Molecule: messenger RNA, 877 nt
Organism: Acomys russatus (golden spiny mouse)
Lineage: Eukaryota; Metazoa; Chordata; Mammalia; Rodentia; Muridae
Gene: Hmga1
Product: high mobility group AT-hook 1
Exons: 5
Coding region: 179-502 (107 amino acids)
Biological process (GO): regulation of DNA-templated transcription
Cellular component (GO): nucleus; chromatin
Molecular function (GO): DNA binding; transcription coregulator activity
Source: RefSeq, a predicted model, not a curated record
CCGGUGACACGGCUGGCGCGGGCGGGCCCGUCCCCCCCUGCCCCUGGGUCGCUCUUUUUAAGCUCCCCUGAGCCGGGGCUGCGCUCCUCUAAUUGGGACUCCGAGUCGGGGCUAUUUCUGGUGUUGGCGCGGCUCCAAGAAGGCCCCGUCCCUCUUAACUGCCCCAUAGAGAAGGAAGAUGAGCGAGUCAGGCUCCAAGUCCAGCCAGCCCCUGGCCUCCAAGAAGGAAAAGGACGGCGCUGAGAAACGAGGCCGGGGCAGGCCACGCAAGCAGCCUCCGGUGAGUCCUGGGACGGCGCUGGUAGGGAGUCAGAAGGAGCCCAGUGAAGUGCCAACACCGAAGAGACCUCGGGGCCGACCAAAGGGAAGCAAAAAUAAGGGUGCCGCCAAGACACGGAAAGCUACCACAGCUCCAGGGAGGAAACCAAGGGGCAGACCCAAGAAGCUGGAGAAGGAGGAAGAGGAGGGCAUCUCCCAGGAGUCCUCGGAGGAGGAGCAGUGACCACCACGUGCAUUGCCGCCUGCUCCUUAGCCACUGAGGAGCAGCUUUCCCCCUGGGACUGGAAGCCCUGCUCCCAGGCCCCUCCCCGCCCCCACUGCACACUACCGCACCAGCUGCAGGCUCUGCGGCACCCCGGGGAGCAGGAUCUGGCUCAGUCCUUGUGCCCUCCUCUCGCCACACCUGCCCUCUCCUGACAAGGCUAACUUCCCACUUGGCCGCAGCCCAUCCUGCUGCGCACCUCCCUUAGAGACACUGCUCUCUGGGCUCUUUGUUUUGCGGGUCCCUUCUGCUCUGCUGUUCCUGGCUUCCCUGUAGAGGGUUCUGGGAGCAUUCCCUGGCCUUAAGGGGUCCCAGCCCCGUCUCACUCUGACAAGC